This is a messenger RNA of Neltuma alba, 1277 nucleotides long. RefSeq lists its product as uncharacterized. The transcript has 5 exons. Bases 245 to 1033 code for a protein of 262 amino acids. NCBI's taxonomy places the organism in Eukaryota, Viridiplantae, Streptophyta, Magnoliopsida, Fabales, Fabaceae. The record is from RefSeq and is a predicted model, not a curated record.
GUCUUACUUUCCAGGUGGGCUGUAUUACGUGAUUCUGCCGAUUUCUCAUUCCCCUUCUUGUCGCGCGCAGCCGCACACAUACACACUUUCAUUGUAAAUCCCAUGUUACGUGGCUGAUCUUUCAAACGCACACCAUCAUUGAAUUCGUCCAUGAUAAUUUACUUUCCUCUUUCUUGUUCGCUCUCUAUAGUCCGUCACUUGCCUGCAAAAUUGGCCCUCACUCUUCCUCUUUCAAUUUCAUUCCAUGACAAUGAGACUUUCGCACGCUUUGGCGCAAGGACCUUUCAGAACAACAUCAUCGGCGCCGCUCAGCCGCCGUAAUUUCAAUUUCGGCCCCAAUGCCAAAAGGGUUUCUGAGUUCGGGAAUCAUAGCUAUAGAUUCCUGAAUUGCCGGUGUAGCACCUCAGGUUCUGCUGUUUCUUCAGCUGCGAAUUCUUCAUCGCCUGCUAUUGCGUCGAAUUCUGGCAUAUCUCGGAAGAAGCCAUGGAAGCUGGAAGCCAUUGAGGAGGACAUAGAAAAGGUCAUUUAUAGAUGCCGGUUUCUGGCUAUUCUGGGAGUUUUCGGGUCUUUAAUCGGAUCGUUUCUAUGUUUUAUCAAGGGCUGCACAUUUGUUGCAGAGUCUUUUGUGUUAUAUUUGACUGAUCGAAGUAAAGUAAUCCUGAUGCUGGUAGAGGCUAUUGAUGUCUAUCUUUUGGGAACGGUUAUGCUGGUCUUUGGAAUGGGUCUCUAUGAGCUCUUUGUCAGUAAUCUUGGUAGUGCAGGCUCUCUGCCAGAUCAAAACGAGUCUUACAGAUCCAAUCUCUUUGGUUUAUUCACUCUGAAGGAACGACCAAAAUGGCUGGAUAUAAAAACCGUGAAUGAACUGAAAACGAAGCUGGGACAUGUCAUAGUGAUGCUGCUUCUGAUAGGUUUGUUUGACAAGAGUAAGAAGGCUGCUAUAAACACUCCUGUGGAUCUUCUUUGCUUCUCUGCUUCCGUCUUGCUUUCCUCAAGUUGCCUUUUUCUACUCUCUAAGCUGAACGAUGACAAAUGAGGUUUUCUGCCCAUACGUUACAAUAUCAACCUUUGGAUAAUGUAAAUGAAGAUAGCUAACCUAGAGUUACACAUUACUUUGUUGUAUAUGUUGAGAUGUGUAAUGUUAUAUACAUGUGCGUGUGUGUAUGCUGUUUCACACUUGUCUUUUUGGCCAAAAAAAAAAAACUUGUCUUGGUUUCUUCUUGCUUCUGUUUUGUAGUUUUAAGUUAAAUUAAUGGAUAAUGAAAUUUGAAUUCCACAAA